This is a messenger RNA of Vitis vinifera (wine grape), 1267 nucleotides long. RefSeq names its product NAC domain-containing protein 2. The transcript has 3 exons. The record is from RefSeq and is a predicted model, not a curated record. Gene Ontology annotation, biological process: regulation of DNA-templated transcription. Lineage: Eukaryota; Viridiplantae; Streptophyta; Magnoliopsida; Vitales; Vitaceae. Gene Ontology annotation, molecular function: DNA binding. Bases 1 to 1104 code for a protein of 367 amino acids.
AUGAAUCUUUCAGAGCUUAGUGAGGAUGCAAGUCUACAAACAGUAGAGGGAAAAGCAGAAGAAGUGCAGAAUAGUAGUAGUAAAGGUGGAGAGCUUUUUGAUCUUAAUUCUUUACCACCAGGAUACAGAUUUAAUCCCACAGAUGCAGAGAUUAUAGUUUUCUACUUGAGGAAGAAGAUUGAUCAUCAGUCAUUGCCACCCAACAAGAUAAUAGAAGUCAAUCUUUAUGGUUAUGAUCCUGAUGAACUUGCAGGUUACUCAGCGAGAUACGAGCCAUCCGGGAAUGAUGAAUGGUUCUAUUUCACUCCAAGGGAAAGGAAAUAUCGGAAUGGGCAACGUCCCAAUAGGUCAAUUGGAGAAGGAUACUGGAAGGCCACCGGAGCUGAUAAAGAGAUCAAAUUUGAGGAUCGAACGGUGGGGUAUCGGAAGGCUUUAGUCUUCUACCGAGGAAGUGCUCAAAACGGAGUCAAAACCAACUGGAUCAUGCAUGAAUUCACAGUUGCUAAACCUCCAGGGCCUCCAAGAAGAAGUGGUGUCAAUGAUAUGAGGUUGGAUGACUGUGUUCUAUGCAGAGUCUAUAGAACAGACGAAAGGAUCUACAAAAGAUCACGGCAUGCGUCUAGGCUUGAUGAAUCAGGCCCAUCAGGCUCUAAGAUUCCGAGACUUGACCUUAACCCUAAUCCUAAUGGGGUCAAUAAUCCAUAUGAGGAGCAGUACUAUUAUAAUAGCAUCCAGAUGCCUCUCCAAGCCCAACAGCAACAACCUAGAACUGAAAUAUUCCAAGCCCCUCAAGAACCAGAUCAUUUUGCUCUGCAAAGCAACACCCAAUACCCCAUCCUGGACCCUAGUGUCUUGAUGCCACUGCCCACUCCUCAUCAGUCUAUACACUAUAUUGGGAACGAAUUUGGAGGUCAGGGUCUAGAUAACUUUGAUAUAAUGAAUGGCGCCAUUGGCAACAGCAGCUUUGAUGCAGGGAAUAGUAAUGAUUUUGGCAACGUCCCUGGGUUCGAUUCAACUGAUUAUGUAUAUCCGAUGAUUGAUUAUGGCAACGAUGCUGCACCGAUGCCUUCAAACAUGAAUGGCAACUACGGCCGGCAGCUAUAGUAGUAGUUAUAUAUGCUGGGUUUUCUGGACAUAGUAGUGUUGUUAUUAUUACAUGUUGGUAGAAUAUUGCAUUUCAUGUCAUUCAUGUAAUCGAAAUUUUUGUAAUAGGAGUAAAUACAUAUAUACAAGUUUGAACCCCCAACACUGGGUUUUUUCCUUUCUU